Callorhinchus milii (elephant shark) is the source of this 2993-nucleotide messenger RNA. Its product is annotated as phosphatidylinositol 4-phosphate 5-kinase type-1 gamma. Gene Ontology annotation, molecular function: phosphatidylinositol kinase activity. Bases 29 to 2002 code for a protein of 657 amino acids. Lineage: Eukaryota; Metazoa; Chordata; Chondrichthyes; Chimaeriformes; Callorhinchidae. The record is from RefSeq and is a predicted model, not a curated record. Gene Ontology annotation, biological process: phosphatidylinositol metabolic process. The transcript has 17 exons.
GGGGGGGGGGCGCUGGGGGGGGAGCUGAAUGGAACCGGACGGCGCGGCGACCGAGGCCGGAGGCGAGAGCGAAGUGGCGGCGGCGGUGGCGGUGGCUGAAGCGGCGGCCGAUGAGGAGGAGGAGGAGGAGGAAGAGGAAGGGGUGGAGGACGCGAGUCCAACGGAUUCUUCCAGCAAGAAACGAGGCUUAGCUGAGAUGCCUUCUUCAUCGGGAGUUAUAAGUACGCCGACAGGCAAAAGGAUUGGGCAUAGGGGAGUGGAUGCUUCUGGGGAAACUACUUACAAAAAGACGACAUCUUCGACUCUUAAAGGAGCUAUUCAGCUGGGCAUUGGAUAUACAGUGGGAAACCUCAGCUCCAAGCCGGAAAGAGAUGUGUUGAUGCAGGACUUCUACGUGGUUGAAAGCAUAUUCUUUCCCGGUGAAGGUAGUAACCUGACUCCAGCACAUCACUAUCCAGAUUUCCGAUUCAAGACCUAUGCACCGGUGGCAUUCCGGUACUUUCGAGAGCUCUUUGGCAUUCGACCAGAUGACUAUUUGUAUUCAUUAUGCAACGAGCCCUUGAUUGAACUUUCCAACCCGGGGGCCAGUGGUUCAGUCUUUUAUUUAACCAGCGACGAUGAGUUUAUCAUAAAGACCGUCAUAAAUAAAGAAGCAGAGUUUCUGCAAAAAUUGCUUCCAGGCUAUUAUAUGAAUUUGAACCAGAACCCAAGGACGCUCUUACCAAAGUUUUAUGGGCUGUACUGUGUGCAGUCUGGGGGCAAGAACAUCCGAGUGGCGGUGAUGAACAAUGUGUUGCCGCGAGUGGUUAAGAUGCAUAUGAAGUACGACUUAAAAGGUUCGACCUAUAAACGAAGGGCCUCGAGAAAAGAGCGUGAGAAAAAGAGGCCUACGUUUAAAGACCUGGACUUCAUGUUAGAUUUCUCAGACGGGCUGAUGUUGGACGUGGACAUGUACAGUGCUCUUGUCAAAACCCUGCAGAGGGAUUGUCUGGUGCUGGAAAGCUUUAAGAUUAUGGACUACAGUCUGUUGCUAGGAGUUCACAACCUGGACCAAGCCAGCCGCGAGAGACAAGCCGAGGGAUCACAAAGCCCUUCCGAUGAGAAGCGGCCCAUUGCGCAGAAGGCUCUUUAUUCCACCGCCAUGGAGUCCAUUCAGGGUGGGGCUUCCCGGGGCGAGUCUAUUGACACCGAUGACACGAUGGGAGGAAUUCCAGCCAUAAAUGGCAAAGGAGAGCGGCUGCUUUUGUACAUUGGCAUUAUUGACAUUUUACAGUCUUACAGGCUGAUAAAGAAACUGGAACACACCUGGAAAGCACUUGUCCACGAUGGUGAUACUGUGUCAGUGCACCGGCCAAACUUCUAUGCAGACAGAUUUUUUAAAUUUAUGAGCAACGUUGUCUUCAGAAAAUCUUCAUCUCUGAAGUCAUCUCCUUCCAAAAAAGGCCGUUCCACCUUGAUGGUUCCUCAGUACACUGGUCCUGGACAAGCCUUCUCAGCCAGUCAGAUUCCUAUGGAAGGAGAUGAGAAGAGGUAUGACCUGCGGGGCGCCAGGAGUUUCCCUACGCUCGAGGAUGAAGGUCUAAUGGGUCGACCAGAUCUACUACCCUCUACCCCACCCUCCUUUGAAGAAGCAACUACAGCUUCGAUAGCUACAACCCUAUCCUCAACAUCAUUGUCAAUAGCUGAACGAUCACCAUCAGAUUCCAUUGAACAUCACCCCCGCUACAGACGGCCUAUGGUUUCCUCAUUAUUUGAUGCAAGUGUUCGGUCAUUUGAUGAGACGAGAGUGGAAGAUGAUCUUCAGCAAAUCGCAGUUGAGCUGGAAAAGACAAGCAUCGAAUCUGAAGCAGUAGAAGAGCCCAAGGAAGUUCCUUCAGCAACUGCAACUGAGAGUUCAGUGGUGACAUUGGAAGCAGACACUGUGAGCCAGGUCUCUGAGGUAGCCAGCCAGGCCUCGGGAGAGGAUGAGGAGGAUGUCCCAGUGACUGAUAUAUACUUUUAAAUCUUAUUCAGAUUAUUUGAAAAUGGAAGUUCUUCUGGAGGGGAUGGCGUCCUUUCAGUCAGAAGCUGCCUCACUCAUUGCAUCCGCGUGAUCCGAUGGCUCCGUUCAGUGAAACUGGCUCCCAUUACCUGCAACCUGAGCAGAGGAAACCUUAGGAACUGAGCUCAUCGUGAGGAACGCUGUUUGUGAUGCAGAAACAAACUUAUGCCUAACUUGGCCCACACAGCAACCAUCCCGUGUUUUGUUUAGCUGUUGCACACUGUGACCCCUCACUGUCUCCUUGUUCCCUUGCCUAGAUGAAGCAUCUAGAUUUAUUCAUAAGUUCAUUCAUUCCAUCAGUGCAGUUAAAAGUUGAUUGCGUAUUUCCCGUAAGCAACUUCACAGUGAGUAUUUUUUUUAACUCCCAAGUAUGUGCAGGUUUUGAUGUGCUCCCAGUGAUGCAAAUCAUGUGUAAAUAAUCAAACUCCUCCUAUGUGCAGAGGUGUUAUUUUGUGUGCGUGGAGGUGGGCGGGCGGGGGGGUGUUUGGAGGGUGGGGAGAGCUUAAGGUCUUGUCCGAUUAUCUGUGAUUGAGUUAAGUGGCUGAGUCGUACAAAAACAUUGGUACCUUUAAAUAAAAUAUCCUGGAAGCACAAUUCAAACACACUGCAGGUUCCAGAAAUACUUUCUCCUUCCACACACUGUAUAUAGGAUGAAAGGUGACUAGAAUUGACUCUUCCAAACUUAUUUGAAACUUGAAUAGCAUUUUCAGGUGCAAGCUGUAACAAAUGGUUACAUGACAUCCUCCCUUAGCUCCAAAUCUCUAAUCGCAAUAAGUAUCAUAAGCUAUUGAUUAACUGGUUUUACUUUGGAAAUUGAGAUGUCCAGAAGUGUGCGCGAGUGUGUGUGUGUAACGAUUUGUCACAAACCAAAUAUUUAAUCCAUGCAGUCAAUGAUAAAUGCCAAAAUGUUGAAGGAAUGAUCAAUUUUUUUAAUUAAAAAAAUGUGAACUUA